Pelobates cultripes (western spadefoot toad) is the source of this 31636-nucleotide messenger RNA. The record is from the annotation of a GenBank genome assembly. NCBI's taxonomy places the organism in Eukaryota, Metazoa, Chordata, Amphibia, Anura, Pelobatidae.
CUCUCUAAUUUUGGAUUGGUUGGGAGGAGGAAGGCACAGCAGGCCUUAAUAACUGUGUCCCAGAUACAUCUGGAGCUCCCAAAAUCUCACUUCACUGUCUGCCUUACUGGGAGCGAUGUCUUUUAUCCACGUAGAUAAGAAUUCAGACUUCCCCAUUCAGAACCUUCCGUAUGGGAUAUUUUCCACAUGCGAUGAGGUUAGUAUUAUGUUUGCUAAUGUGUUUAUAUUCUUUAUAAUAUAUAUAUAUUUAAAAAAAAAAUUUUUUUGUGGAAUUUAUGUUACUGCUCUUAAAAUACAUCUGAUCAGGUUAGCCUUUGUAUACACUGCAUACACCGAAAAAGCGUCCCAAAAAUCUAUGCUUGGAAAGAAAAUGAAUGACUUGUAGGUCUAAAAUAGGACUUUCCUGAUCUGGGACCUGUGAGUUGUUGUUGCAAGAUAUUUAUCUGGAGGAGAUGCCAGAUAUAGUCUUGCUGUACACACCUCACUUUUAUAUGCUGAUAGACAUUACACAGAAAGCACUGUAUGUAGAAUUCAUAUGCUGUAAAUUCCUAGUUGAUUUUGGGAGCAUUUUAAUACAGAAUUCUGCAGGCCAGCAGUUUGCGUGAGCUUUCCAUCAAUAUGUGUAAGGACACAGCGGAUCUGGCAACUCCUUGAUAGCAGAGGAAAUCACAAAUUUACUUAGAUUAAUUUGUAACAAUGUGCUAUUGCAUGUGUGGAACCAUUUUUUAUAUUCCUCUGACUGUGUAAGGCCAUUGUGAACCUUUGCGUAUUUGCAGUACACGCUAUUUGAAGCAAUGCCCUAUUCUUAAAAAUGUAUGUUCAUUAAAUGUUUUUAUUGUCGUAGAAAAGGCAACAAUAAUUACAAACGAAUACAAGAGUAAGAUAAAGUGGUACAUAAUGAGUAUUGAUAACCCAGUUAAAAUGUUACUCCAAACAUCAUCAUCAUCAUCAUCAUCAUCACUACAGCCCAGUGUCCUGGAUAUGGUGCUAGAAGUACCUUGACCUGGUUAAUUGCUAAACAGAUUGCCCACUUACCUGUCUCCUCCUUACAGGGUUCGGAUGGUCUGGUGAAGCGCUUCUGCAUAGCCGCAGCCUUCGCCAUGCAAUGGCUGAGUGCAUCAGCUGACCUCUCUCUGCUAAUUAAUGCAAUUCUGUGCAACAGAGGUUGCCCAUCAUUGACAUUAGCUAAACCGGAACUCUAAUUCCAGGCUGGCUGAUGGCACCCAAAUGACACAGAUGGAGGUGGGGUUACACCUCUGGCAGCAGAGGGGUUAAACUCGGUAUGUGCAGUUUUUCAAUGUGAAAUGCUGUACAUACAGACUCCAGCCACCAUGAACACUUCAAAUCAGUGAAAUGGUCAUGGUGCAAGGAUUAACACUUUGAGUGUUUGCAUAUGUAAAAGGGCACUCCAGGCACCAAAACAAUACUAGUGCCUAUCUCACACAUUUGUCUUUAUAUAACCAAAACAACUUAAUCUAAAUUAAGUUAUGGUGCUAGGAGGCACCCCAGCUCACUCUUACAUCUAGCUGUUAAACUGUUCUCCAACGGUUUAACCCCAAACUUGCCUGCAGCGCCAAUUACAGCUCCCCUCAGGCAUCUGACUUCUGAAGUUUAGGUUUUAGGAAGUGCAGUGUGUCACCGGACAGGGGUGCUGCUGAUUGGCUGAAGGUGAUCAACUGAUGCUCUCUGCCAAUCAGUGACUUUUCCAAGCAAGUUUUGUGAAUGGGGAAACAUACCUUUCUCAACAGUUUACCCCUUGAGGAAAGAGUGAGCCCGGGGCUUCCUGGCACCAUAACAAAUUCAUUUCGAUGAAGUUGUUAUGGUGCUUAAACUGUCCCAUUAACCCCUUAAAGGGACACUAUAGUCACCUGAACAACUUUAGCUUAAUGAAGCAGUUUUGGUGUAUAGAACAUGCCCCUGCAGCCUCACUGCUCAAUCCUCUGCCAUUUAGGAGUUAAAUCCCUUUGUUUAUGAACCCUAGUCACACCUCCCUGCAUGUGACUUGCACAGCCUUCCAUAAACACUUCCUGUAAAGAGAGCCCUAUUUAGGCUUUCUUUAUUGCAAGUUCUGUUUAAUUAAGAUUGUCUUAUCCCCUGCUAUGUUAAUAGCUUGCUAGACCCUGCAAGAGCCUCCUGUAUGUGAUUAAAGUUCAAUUUAGAGAUUGAGAUACAAUUAUUUAAGGUAAAUUACAUCUGUUUGAAAGUGAAACCAGUUUUUUUUUUUUUUUUUUCAUGCAGGGUCUGUCAAUCAUAGCCAGGGGAGGUGUGGCUAGCGCUGCAUAAACAGAAACAAAGUGAUUUAACUCCUAAAUGACAGUGAAUUGAGCAGUGGAAUUGCAGGAGAAUGAUCUAUACACUAAAACUGCUUUUUUUUUUAGCUAAAGUAAUUUAGGGAACUAUAGUGUUCUUUUAAGGACACAGCUUUUUUUUUUUUUUUAAGGACACAUACUCGUUUUCCUGGCACUCUAGUGCCCUGAGGGUGCCCCCACCCUCAGGGUCCCCCUCCCGCCCGGCUCUUGAAGGGGGAAAGGGGUAAAAACGUACCUUUUUCCAGCGCUUGGCGGGGAGCUCUCCUCCUCCGAUCCUCCUCUUCUCCUCCCAUGCGGCUGAAUGCGCACGCGCGGCAAGAGCUGCGCGCGUAUUCAGCCGGUCACAUAGGAAAGCAUUAUCAAUGCUUUCCUAUGGACGCUUGCGUGCUCUCACUGUGAUUUUCACAGUGAGAAUCACGCAAGCGCCUCUAGCGGCUGUCAAUGAGACAGCCACUAGAGGAAAUAGGGGAAAGCUUAACCCAUUCAUAAACCUAGCAGUUUCUCAAACAAUGGGUUAACCCUAGCUGGACCUGGCACCCAGACCACUUCAUUAAGCUGAAGUGGUCUGGGUGCCUAGAGUGGUCCUUUAAUGACACAAGCAAUUUUUGCAUUUUCUUGCUGUUUGCGUUCACCUGCAAUUUGCAUGUCUCUCGUUUAUUGCACCGACACAUAUUAUAAUAAUAAUAAUAAAAAAAAAAAUAAAAAAAAAAAUAAAAAAAAAUAAAUAUAUAUAUAUAUAUAUAUAUAUAUAUAUAUAUAUAUAUAUAUAUAUAUAUAUAUAUAUAUGCAUAUUUAUUAUUAAAAAAAAGAAAAUGCAAAACAAAAGAAAGAUUUUGUGUUUUUUUACAGUUUUUGCAAUAAUAAUGUGUGCUAAUUAGUGCAGGUUAAAGAAAGUAAUUAAAAAUAAAUUCAUUUAGUUGUUCUGAUUUACAGAAUAUAUAAUGUGUCUGGGAUUUUAAGUUUUUUUUGAUAGUUACAGGUCACAAAGCACAAGGAGUAAAAUAAACUUUUAAUGUGGAGCGAUUUUAGAAUUUGGUAUGUUUGUCUUGUAAGCUUAAUAGCCAUAAUUUUUUUUUUUUUAACUUUUUUUUUUCUUCUUAAAUGUUUUACACGUUCUUAACUUUUUUUUUUUUUUUUACACUUUUACAUUUUUUUUUCUAAACUUUUUCUUUUACCGUUAACCCUUAACUAGCAGUAAGCAGCACUAACAGUAAAUUCCCUCCUUUCCCAUAACUCCCACCCACUCCAGCUAGCAAAAUAUAUCAUUUUAAAAUAUUUAAAUAUUUAAUUAAAUAAAUUGAACCCCUGAGGGUUAAAAAAAUAAAUACAAAUUAAUCCUCAGGGGUUAAAAGAAAUUAGAUAACAGUAUAAUACGGCGAUCUGUAUUUUGAUCACUGUAGGCAGUGAUCAACUGGCAGGGAAGGGGUUACUUUUUAUUUAGACUGAGUAAAGGGUUUUUUUGUUUUUGUUUUUUUUUUUUACCUUUUUUAAAGCUUAUUUUAAAACUUUUUUUAUUAACCCCUAGUUAGCCUAACACCAAAUUCCCCAAUUCCCUACUAAAGUCAUCCCAUCCCAGCUAGCUAAAUAUAUAUUUUUUUUAAAUUAAUAAAAUAAAUUUAACCCCCGAGAAUUAAAAAAGAAAAAAAAUCAGAUGACAUUAAAAUGUAUACCCUGCCAAUUGAUCACUGUAGUCAGUGAUCAAUUGGCAGGGAAGGGGUUAAUUUGAUUAAAUUGUUAUUUAUUUUUACACAGGGAGAAGAGGAUCAUCAAAGACUGAGUGCAUUUCAAUUAAAAUUAAAGUGUGUGGGUGUGUCUAUUUAGACACCUGCCUCCACCAAACGAGAAUUUGAAUCAAUGCAUCUCUAUGGGGAACAUUCUGCCCCUCCAUACAGAGCGUGGAGACGCUCUAGUGCCAUCAGAGUGAUUUUUACUAGGCAGCAAUGUUAUUUAUUUUAUUUAUUUAUUUGUGUAUGUAUGUAUGUAUGUAUGUAUGUAUGUAUGUGUGUGUGUGUGUGUGUGUGUGUGUGUGUGUGUGUGUGUUAUAUAUAUAUAUAUAUAUAUAUAUAUAUAUAUAUAUAUAUAUAUAUAUAUAUAUAUAUAUAUAUAUAUAUAUAUAUAUAUAUAUAUAUGUGUGAAAAGGCAGUGUUUACAUUGAAAGGUCUGUAGAUAUAAGCUAUAGACCCCAGAACAACUACUAGCUGUAGUGUUGGAACAAGAAGAAGAUACAAAUUAGGAUCAAAGGCCAGCUCUUAUAAUAGAGCAUCCUGACAUUACUCAAUCAACUGUGUAGUGUGUCACAGGAUAUAAGGGUGAAAGGUGCUCCUUAAUCCAUAUCACAAAUAUAUAGGCACUUGGGGCAGUAGGCUGCAGGUAGCACUAAAAUGUUUAAAACUGGAAUAUCUAACACCAUUAGCAAUUAAACUGCCACUAUAAAAGUAGCCUUAAGUUGGAACUGACAGACCCACAAAUCUCAGCCACCAAUCUACUUGAAAAGAGGUCUCUUAUUAGUAAGGUGAGGAAAAGCCUCUGUGUCAGUGCACCAAACUGAUAUUCAGCCUGUAUCCCAACCACCAAACUUCACUGCUUCAAGGCAGGCCUCCUUCCCACAUCUCCACUAAGUAAGACCGAAAUUAGAUGAUUAUUAAUAAAGCCUAUACUGAGAAUUACUUAUUUAUAUAGCACCAGCUUAUUUCGCAGCGCUUUACAAUAAGAAGGAAAUUUACCAAAUGAGACCACAAAAUGUAACAGGAACAAUAGGUUGUUGGGGACCCUGCUCGAACGAUCUUACAAUAUAGAGAAGGUGGGAUAUAAACCCACAAUAGGAUGGGUAUUGAGGGAGACAGCAAAUAGACAUGGUGGGAAAGUAGCAGAACUGGAGGUGAGUCAAGUGUGGCCCUUUUUAGGGGAGAGCAAGAGGAAGGUUUGAGAGAGAGAGAGAGAGAGAGAGAAGUUAAUCUUGGAGGCCAUAAGCAAUCCUGAAAAGAUGGGUUUUGAGGGACUUCUUAAAGGAUUGAAGACUAGGGGAGAGUCUGUCAGAGGCUAUUCCAAAAGAUAGGAGCAGCUCGUGAGAAGUCUUGCAUGCGUGAAUUUGCCGUAAGUAUGUGAGCAGAAGACAGGAGAUGGUCACCAGUAGAGCGGAAAGAUCGAGAGGAGGCAUACCUAUGAAUCAGUGAAGAAAUGUAAGAGGGGCUAGAGUUGGCUAGAGCAUUAUAGGUAAAGGUUCGUAUUUUAAAUUGACACAUGUAGGGUAGAGGAAGCAAGUGUAUGGAUUAAUAGAGGGGUGAGAUGUGAGAGGAGCGACAGGAGAGAAAGAUCAGCCUGGCAGCAGCAUUCAUCAGAUUGUAGCAUUACGGCUUCUGGGGAGAGCAAUUAGGAGGGAAUUGCAGUAAUCCAUGCGAGAGGUUACUAGAGCAUGAACAAGCUCCUUGGCAGCAUCUUGCAUAAGAAAGGGGCGUAUGUGGGCAAUGGUUUUUAAGAUGGAAUCGACAGGUUUUAGAAAUAGACUGGAUAUGAGGCGCAAAGGUGAGGUCAGGAUCAAAAAUGACACCAAGACAGUGAUCGUGAAAGGAUGGGGUGAGGCAGGUACCGUUAACCUGCAGGGAAAGUGAAAGAGGAGGUGGAUCAGCGUUAUGAGGAGGAAAAAUAAGAAACUCCGUUUUAGAGAGAUUGAGUUUCAGAAAGCGGGAGGACAUCCAAUCAGAGAUAGAAGAGAGGCAAUUGGUGACACGUUGUAGGACAGCAGGGGAGAGGUCAGGGGAGGAGAGGUAUAUCUGGGUGUCGUCGGUGUACAGGUGGUAGUGGAAUCCAUAUGAAUUAAUGAGUUUGCCAAGAGAGGCAAUAUAUAGAGAGAGAGAGAGAGAGAGAGAACAAAAGGGGACCAAGAACCUUGAGGGACUUCCAACUGAGACAGGAUGAGGAGGGGAGGUGUCGUUUGAAAAAGAGACACUGAAGGAGUAUUGGUAGAGAUAGGAGGAGAACAAAGAGGGCUGUAUCACAGAGACCAAGAUAUUGAAGAGUUAGGAGAAGGAGGCCAUGAUCAACAUUGUCAAAGGCAGCAGAGAGGUCAAGAAGAAUUGGUAUGGAGUAGUGGCCAUUGGAUUUAGCUGCGAUUAGGUCAUUUGUAACUUUAAUAAAAGUCUCAGUAGAGUGGAGAGGGCAGAAGCCAGACUGAAGAGGAUCGAGGAGGGAUAAAGACAAGUCUUUCUAGAAGUUUUGAGGAAAAGGAAAGCAGGGAUAUGGGACGAUAGUUGGAAGACUGGUCUAGAGAUGGCGUUUUUUAGGAUGGGUACAACAGUAGCAUGCUUAAGGGAAGCCGAGACAACACCAGAUGAAAGAGCAGUUUAGGAUGUGUGUUAAGGAUGGUACAAGACAAGGGCUGAUAAGGUGGGAAAGUACUCUAUCAAGCGGACAGGUGGUGGGACGAGAGGAGAAGCGAAGCCACCUCCUGUUCUGUAGCUGGGGAGAAGGCCUGUAGGGUAGGUCGAUGUGUGGUAGCGAAAGGGAGGAGCAAAUGGGGGAGAAUUCAGUUUGAAGGGCAAAGGAGAGAGUUGAAUGUAUUUAAGAGACGCCUGGGAUUGCGUAAGCAUGAACUAACAAGAGUACUGGAGACCAUAUCUUCAGAAGGAUAUUGAUACCUUAGAAAGGGUUCGGAGAAGGGCUACUAAACUGGUUCAUGAAUUGCGGGAUAAAACUUACCAGGAAAGGUUAAAGGAUCUUAACAUGUAAAGCUUGGAGGAAAGACGAGACGGGGUGAUAUGAUAGAAACAUCUAAAUAUAUAAAGGGAAUCAACACCGUAAAGGAGGAGACUAUAUUUAAAAGAAGAAAAACUACCACAACAAGAGGACAUAGUCUUAAAUUCGAGGGAUAAAGGUUUUAAAAUAAUAUCAGGAAGUAUUACUUUACUGAGAGGGUAGUGGAUGCAUGGAAUAGCCUUCCAGCUGAAGUGGUAGAGGUUAACACAGUAAAGGAGUUUAAGCAUGAGUGGUAUAGGCAUAAGGCUAUCCUAACUAUAAGAGACUAAUGAAAGUAUUUAGAAAAUUGGGCAGACUAGAUGGUCCGAAUGGUUCUUAUCUGCCGUCACAUUCUAUGUUUCUUUGUUUCUAUAGCACACUACCAGCACACACCGCUGUGUGUGUAUGUAUGUAUGGUGUGUGUUUGUGCUUUAGGGUGCAAGCCCCAAUGCAAUAGGCUGCGCACGCCUAUGAUUGUAUGAUAACUGGGUUAUGCCCCAUGCUUGGAACCUUUUUCACAGUGUCAUGAAAGGGAAGGGGCAUAGUCAUUAUCACAUAAAGCCAGGGUGAAUAGCAUUUUCACAACUAUGGUGUCCCUUUAAGCAAAUUAAAGGAACAUUCUGGUCACCAUAACAACUUCACCUAAAUGAAAAUGCUAUGCCAGGAAGCACCUGUGUGUGUUUAACCCCAAAGGCUUCCUCCAGCUCCAGGUCGCUCAGUGGUGUUCGGCUUCUGAAAAAGUGUCAGGAAGUGCAGAUUGACGUCAGGAAUGGGUGCCACUAAUUGGCAAGAGUGGACGCUCUAAAUGUUUUACUUUUUUAUGAAUGGAGAGCUACUGAUUGGCUUAGAGUGCCAGCUGACCGCUCUAGCAUAUCAGCAACACCCCUACCCAGCGACACUCUGUGCUUCCUGACAAUAAAACUAAAUAAAAGUGAACACGUUAACAAUGAUGGAUAUUUUUUUUUUUUUUUUUUACCUGGGGAGAUGAGAAGGUCCAGAGCUUCCCUGCCAGGCCCAGGUACCAAAGCCUUAUGAUGUGGAGGGUUUACUUCAUUUGUCCUUCCUGCUCCAAUUUCCUUUUCCUCGCCUUCAUUUGACUGUCUUCUUUUUCUUCUGACACUGUUUUCUAUCCUUGGAUCCUUCUGCUCCUUUACAUUUCUGCUUAUUUUGCUCCUUUCUCAUUCUGAUCCCUUUCUGCUUCUUGCAGACCCUUUCUGCUCCUUCUCCUACUUUACCUUUGUGCUCAUUCUGUCCCUUUCUGCUCUUUGCAGACCCUUUCUGCUCUUUGCAGACCCUUUCUGCUCUUUGCAGACCCUUCCUGCUCUUUGCAGACCCUUCCUGCUCUUUGCAGACCCUUCCUGCUCUUUGCAGACCCUUCCUGCUCUUUGCAGACCCUUCCUGCUCUUUGCAGACCCUUCCUGCUCUUUGCAGACCCUUCCUGCUCUUUGCAGACCCUUCCUGCUCUUUGCAGACAUUUCCUGCUCUUUGCAGACAUUUCCUGCUCAUUUCUGCUCCUUCUCCUACUUUACGUUUGUGCUCCUUCUGACCCUUUCUGCUUCUUCUGACCCUUUCUGCUUCUUCUUCUUUACCUUUGUGCUGCUUUACCUUCCAGCUCAUUGCUGACCCUUCCUGUUCAUUUCUGUUCCUUUGUGCUCCCUGCUGUCCCUUCCAGCUCCCUGCUGUCCCUUCCAGCUCAUUUCUGUUCCUUCUCCUUUCUCACUUCCCUAAUCUAUAGGCUGCCCCCCCAUGCCUCACUUCCCUAAUCUAUAGGCUCUCUGUUGCCUGCAUGUGCUGCUCCCCUGCGUUCUCAGUGAACAGAGAGAAGCAGGGAUAAGAUGUAGCUUCCUAUUCCUGUCUCUCUCCGUACACAGCGCCUACUGGCCGGCGCCGGUAUUGCAGUUCAUUUUCAAUCUCAAGAAAAAUGGCAGAACAAGCUGAAAAAUCCAGGGGGAGGGGGGCAAGUGCCCCUCCUGGGCCCCCCCCUCCCCUCCCCUCCCCCUUGCGGACGCCCAUGAACAUGAUGUUGUGUAUACAAAAGAAAAGCUGUGGAGGCUCCUAAUGGGUCUUCAGUAAUCUCUACAGUUUUCUACUCUUGCACACAUGGGACUACUUGAUGAUGAUGAUUCUCCUUGGCGGUGCUGAGGAGGGAUAGCUUCUGGUAUAAUCCCCUCUUCUUCCUAGCUGCCACCUUACAUUGAAAUGCAGAGAGACCUCCUUUAUGUGAGAACAGAGCAGUGGACUGUUGUUAGUGAAACAUAUUUCUUUAUUCCAAUUUACACAAUGUGCCUCGUAAUGUGAAUGUGUAAGGAAUUAAUAGAAAUAACUUUUUUUUUUUUUUUGUGUAAAUUGCAGCCAAGACGCAGGGUAGGAGUUGCCAUUGGAGAGCAAAUCUUGGAUCUAAGUGUCAUCAGACAUCUCUUCACUGGUCCUUUCCUAUCUAGUAACCAAGAUGUUUUCAAUCAGGUAUAGUAUGUUUUCUUUGUGUGUGUGUGUGUGUGUGUUAAUUCUAAAUGUUCUGGUCUUAAAUCCCAAACUAAAUGCGCUGACUAUCUUACAAUCUUCUUCUGUUGAGAACUUUGCAGCAACCAAGAACAUUGCUCAUCUAACCCCGAGUUGUCUCCCCUACUACACACAUCCCAAUUCAUGGCCCUCCCAAAUAAACUACUCUUUUAGAAACCUCUUUGAUGCUCAUGCCCAUGGCAUUAUUAGAAUGUAAGCACUAGAGUUUAAACCUCAAUUAAUCAGUUUGAUUAUUUUAGUUACAUGCUACGAACAACUAAGAAUUAACUUCUUAGUAUGUCAAAAGAGGGAGAAAAUUAAAUCUACUAGUGCAAGAAGAAACUGCGAGAUAGAGAGAGAGAUAGAUAGAUAGAGAUAUAUAUAUAUAUAUAUAUAUAUAUAUAUAUAUAUAGAUGGAUGUAUCUAUAAUCUCUAUCUUUAAAAUUUUCUAAAUUAUUAUGAAUUUUUUUUUUUUUUUUUCUUUGUUCCUUUAGCCAACCUUUAACAAAUUUAUGGCCCUCGGGCACAACGCUUGGACAGAGGUUCGACACUUCCUUCAAAAACUGCUAAGCAUGCCUGAGCCAUUACUGAAAGACAACAAAGAACUCCGGGAAAAGUAAGAAGGGAUACUUGACGAUGUUAUAUUAAAUUGCAUAUAAUCAAGCAACACAAUAUACUUGUGCUUUUUUUUUUUUUUUGGAGAUAUGAAUGUCUGUAUUUUUUUGCGUCCAGGAUAAAAAAGGGGGUACUUAGUGCAGGAACUAUAGUAUCUAUUCUGACUUUAAAUUAAGUCUCAGUACUAGACUUGGGCAUACGAUUUCAAAUGAAAAGCGAUUUGUCUGAUUCUGGAAAAAAGGAAUAUCGCGCUUUGGAGUUCUGCCUGUGGUGCCAAAAAAUGGUGGGAGCACGAAGUAUGGUUUCACUUGCCUUAAUUCUAUCUUCUUAUCUCACCCCUGCUAGUUUGCUAAAACACACAAUGGUAGCAAUAAAGGCAUUAAUUGAAAACCAAUUAAUCUGUUCCGGAGGUCAGAAUGAGCUAGCAUGGAAACCAACCCACAAUGCAUAACACACAGUAAAAGGCAUGCAAACAACGAAGUUUAGCUCCCUACCUUUCCACCGCUUGAGAAAUGCACCAAAAAAGUUCCAAAAAGUCCCAAAACCGUUGCAAAAAAACUCUAGAAUGGCUCCAAAACUCUAUGCAAAAACCGCACCAACACCUGCACACUUGAUGUCCGGUGCUACCCACAGACUCCAGCAUGCAUGGGGGCAGCGGUAUAAACCUCCCAGGUGCAAUGCAUCCUGGGUAAACUUGCUUCGUAUUGUGAAAAAAUUCAUAAACCGAGGCAUUAUUUUUCAAUGGAUUUUCAUUUGUAAACUGAAAAUUGUUAACCGAGGCGUUUGUAAACGGAGGUACCACUGUAAUUGCAAAUAAUUUAGCUCAUUGAUGCCACUGAUGCUGUUUAUUUUGCCUUAUUUCGCUUGUAAUGCAAAGUCUACAUAUUGAUGUAAUACCCAUGCAACAGUAUUUGUUCUGACUGUUUUCUCACAUUUAUUGAGUUUGCGGAUCAAUAAAGCAUAUUCUUAUGUGUGUGUGUGUGUGUGUGUGUAUAUAUGUAUAUGUAUGUGUGUGUGUGUGUGUGUGUGUGUGUGUGUAUAUGUAUGUGUGUGUGUGUGUGUGUGUGUGUGUGUGUAUAUAUAUAUAUAUAUAUAUAUAUAUAUAUAUAUAUAUAUAUAUAUAUAUAUUUAUAUUUAUUUUUUUUGCUUCUCCUUUUGAUUUUUCUUGCUCUCUGUUGGCUACGUCUCACUUGGUUUGUGAACCAGAUCUGUGAAUAAAGAGCCAGAUGGUGUGAAAUGCACUUAUAAGUGUAUUGUAAAAUAUAUGUAUAUAUUUUGCAGUAAGUGGUAUUUGUGUGUUAUUUUGGUUGUCCAAAUCAUAUUUCCAAAACCAUUGCAUAGACAAAGGUUUUUUCCAAACCAAAACACCACAUGGAUAAAACUCAAUUUGCCAGGAACAAAUGUUAUUGAUAUAUUUUAUUCAGACGAAUGUAAUUUUUUAUUUUUUUACUGUGCACAAGUCUACUAACUAUUUCAAAUUGCUCAAUGCUCCCAAGUAAACAUUCUUGCCUUUCAUUUUUAAUUCAGAAACAAACUGAAAGGACAUCCUUGCACACCGCUAGUAGACAUUAUUUUAUCCAAUGUAGCCCUACAUUAAGCAUCUUGUUAUAAAACACGAAAGACUUCAUGUAAUGGACCUGAGUCAUGCCAGCAAGCAUUAUUUGUUGCACUAUAGAACAAAAUGUAUUUAAAUGAGAUGUGCGUAGUGUUUACAUGGAAUACCUGGCUGAUUACCGGGUUAAUUGAUUGUAUAGGAAUGUGCUAUGUGUUGGAUCACAAGGCAGGUUUUGCAUAAUAACUUCUUCCUUCAAAGCUCGGCACCAAACUGUUUCCCUAGGGCAGGGGUAGGCAACCUUUUAGUAGUACUGUGCCAAAACAAGAUCUUGAAGUUCCUUGGCACGACGGUCCCCUUUUAAUUAAUUAAUUUUAUUUUUGUUUUGGUGUGUAUGUUGCUGAAUUGAGCUUGUGUUUAUUUGUGGGUGCUGCAGUUGCAUUGUAAUGUGUUUGUGCUGAUGUUAUACUGCAUAUUAGACAUGUGCAAUUAGUUUCGUUCCGAAUGUAAAUUCAAAUGCUUCCAAAUGGCAGAAAUGCCUACUUGCCGAAGUGCUUCGGAUUUCUGAAAGUGGCAAAACAAGAGAGGGAGGGAAAAUGACAUGGAAUGAUGACAGAAAUCUAGACCAAUAAGCUAAUUCCUGGCACUGGGAGCCCUAUAGAUGUGGUGGCAGUCCGGGCACCUUACCCUACCUCUACACUUAACCCUAGGUGUGUAAGCGAGGGUUAGGGAGCCCUACAGAUAUGUAAGUGGUUGUGGUGACAAGAGAGCGAUGCUUACGAAUGUGCCAGAUUUCUCUUACUUACCCGAAUUUCUGAACCAAAUUUUUUUUUUAUUUAUUUUUUUUUUUUUUGCCCAUGCACAUCCCUACUGUAUAUGUUCAUUAAUAGUUUGUGAUAUUGUAUAUGAUGCCUAUAAAUGGGCUGCUUUUGGAAUUUUGUGUGUGGAUAAUAUGUCGCAUUGUGUGUAUGUGUGAGGCUGCUUGGGGUAUUGCACAUGAGAGGCUGCUUGUGGGGUUGUGUAUGUGGAUUGGCAAUCACUGCUAGUGUUUUACUAGCAGAUAUAUGAAGCCCCACUGGGACUCCUGAUAGGCAUUCCGAGUGCCACAGGUUGCUGACCCCUGGGCUAUAGAAUGCAAAUGAGUAAGUGUGCUUGCCGUGGGAGUCAAAGCUGAUUUUAGGUAGAAGAUGCCAUUACUGUAACAACUAAGUGAGUCAUUUUGGAUUUGUGUGGGUUUUUUAUUUUAACUGCUGAUGUAAAGUGUUUUUUCAACAAUUAUUAUUUAUUUUUUUUUUCUCUUGUAUGCACUGUGGCUAUUUCUGUUCAUAAAUAUUCCUUUAUUAAGCUUUGCCUAUGUCUGGUAAAGAAUCACUGCUUAAAGAGACUCUAAUAGUAUUUUUUUACUUUUAUUUAAUCGAUAUGUAGCUAGGGGUGUGUGUGUCUUUAAUUUUUUUUUAAUCUAAUUUGCUUGCGGAACCAAGUCAUCCUAUUUAUAAAUUCUCUUGAUGUUGGCAGUUUUUUUUUUUUUUUUUCUUUUCUUUAAUUUAGCGUUAAGUGUGGGUGGUGAUAAGUGGUAUUUUAAUCAUUCUUUUCAGUCUAGUGCAGACAAAUGGUGAAUUUUAUUAACCCUUUCACCCCCAGAACCAAGUCACAAGAAUGCUUGUUCGCAUUGUGAUAAUUUGAAGUUGUUUUUAUUUUAUAUUUUUUUCUUCAAAUGUAUCCCAAUUUCUUCAUCAUUUCACAUCUUUGCCGUUGUUUAGCUACAAUCAUUCCAUAUUAAUUAUGUAUCUGUCUAUUUCCAGGGCUUUUGUGCUACAAUCCAAAGCAAUUCUUCACCUGCCAGCAGACAUUGGUAAGAAUUGUUGAUUACACACACUAGAAGUGAAUUAACAUGAUAAUUAAGCAGGUUCUUCACUUCUUUAUGCAAAUUAAUUUCAUGAUUGUGUUUGCCAGGAUAACCACUUGUGUUUCUGAAUAAACGUGCUACAACUGGCAUGAUGGGGCUCUUUUAUAGGUAAAGGCACAAUAUGGGCACCUAAACCACUUCAUCUCACUUAGUUCCCAACUGUCCCGUUUUUGCCGGUACAGUCACGGCAAGCUGGAGUCUGUCCCGGGCAAUUCACUCUCCCGGGUCAGUCCCGGCAACUUGCUGGCCAUGUGCUUUUAUUAUUUUCCCUCAGACUGGAACAGCCUGUUACAGUCCAAGGGAAUUUUAGUACUGGGGUACUAAAGCUGCUGGGGAGAGACGCUCGGAGCUGCAUUGAGGCUGCUUGGGCCGGAGGGAGCACUGAGAGUCUCCCUUCCAAAUUCCCAGCAGCUUGCCUGGCACAAAGACUCCUCCGCCUCGCGGACAUGGGCUCCGCCCCUACGACACAAGCUCCGCUGUGGUAUGCUGGCUCCAUCUCCCGCACAAAAGCUCUGCCCCUGCUAAGUCGGAGGAAGAGGCCCAAGAUGGGUAUCUGACCUCCCAGCAACAGUACGCGUGCACACGCAGCCUGCGCAUGUGUGUUUUCGGCAGCCUGUGUGUAUGUAAUAAAUUUGUUGGCGACCCAAUAAAUAUAAGAUUAAUUUUAUUGAUAAUAAAAUAAAUAAAAAAAUUCCUGUGAGUUGUUGUGUACGAAUGGCCCCAGUGCACGACUUUGCUCAGCGGCCCAUAACGCAGGUAAGAUGGUACUGUUUGUGUGUGUGUCAGUGAGCUUCUAUUUAGUGAGCUUGUGUGUGUCAGUGAGCUUGUUGGUUUGUGAACUAAUGUAUGUUCUAUUAUAUAGACACAACUCUCUGACUGUUUAGGUCUUUCUAUAUUUCAACUUGUACUAACUGUAUUGCCACUGAUACCCAACUUGCCUGAUAUAGCUGCUGUGCUGCGAAUGUAUCUAUUGCAUACCAACUAUACAUGAUACUGUUGCUGGGAACUUGGUGUUAUAAAGGUCUACUCAACAAAGAGAAUUGCAGGGAAUUUUGCACGUCCUGAUCUGCUGCUUUUUAUAUUUUUUUUACUAGCUUAUUGACUCUCCUCUGAUUUAUUUACACUUUUAUUUUUACAAUUUGUCCAGUACCCCAUCAGGCACGGUAUUUUAUAGCUGUAUAGAGCAGCCCGUACCAUAAUAAUGUUGACAUACUUAAAAUAAACCUUUUUAUAGACUGCUUGGAAAGAAGAGAAUCUUAACAUUUCUGGUCAGCCCCAAUUUCUAUUUGUAUUCAGCCCAUUUUGUUGGUAAAUACAUAGUUACAUAGCUGGAAAGAGAUUUGCGUCCAAGUUCAGCCUUCCUCACAUUUGUUUUUUGCUGUUGAUCCAAAAGAAGGCAAAAAUACCCAGUUUAAAGCACUUCCAAUUUUGCAACAAGCUAGGAAAAAAAAAUCCUUCUUGGCCCCAGAAUGGCAGUCAGAUUUAUCCUUGGAUCAAGCAGUUAUUACCCUACCUUGAAAGAUUAUAUCAUUGAAUAUUCUGUUUUUGCAAGUAUGCAUCUAGUAGCUGUUUGAACAUCUGUAUGGACUCUGAUAAAACAACUUCUUCAGGCAGAGAAUUCCACAUCCUUCUUGUUCUUACAGUAAAAAAUCCUUUCCUUUGCCUUAGACGAAAUCUUCUUUCUUCCAGUCUAAACGCAUGACCUCGUGUCCUAUGUAAAGUCCGGUUACAAAUUGUAUAAAUGGAAAAAAUAUAUUUGCAUGUUUUUGUGUAUGUCAAUGACUUGUAAAGAAAUGUAAUGAUAAUAUGGCUGAAUUAAUUCUCUAAUUUAUCACACAAUUUAAAAUGAAUAAAAAUGAAAUCCUUAAACAAAACCUGAUCACCCUUAUUUUGGGGGGAAUAGAAAGAGGCCUAUAUUUGCAAGAUGGGCAGCUAUGACCUAUUAAUACAUUGUUUUGAAGUGUAAAUACAGAGUAUGGUGACAAUUGUAUCAUUUUUGUUAUAGUCAGUUAGCAUCCUAUCCAAACAGACACAGGUGUAUGCCCUGACCUUGGAGUACAGUUCUAGAAAUUCAAAAUAAAUGAGUGAAACUGCACACACACUAGCACUUCAUUACCACUUUUGCGUACUAUUUCUUUUCUUCUUUUGAACGUUCAAAUGGUUCUAGGUCCAUAGGUGCUUUGGACUGCAGUCCUGUGAUGCUUAGUAAGGAUUUAAAUAUUAAAUUGUGUGUUAUUAUGAAUGUUGCACUAAAAGGAAUACAAAAAAAAAAAACCCCUGCAGUGCAACUCAAGGAAAGAAAAAGAAGAAAAAUAUUUGAGAAGGUAGCUAAUUCUUAUGUCUAUACACCUCCCAGGAGAUUACACAGAUUUUUAUUCUUCAAAGGAUCAUGCAACAAACGUGGGGAUUAUGUUCAGAGGGAAGGAUAAUGCUCUGAUGCCAAACUGGUGAGUUGAAGCCAUUUUAUGUUUGCAAAAUGUGUUCCCUAUAGUAGUUCUUCCAGGAUUUAGCAUUUACCAAUAUUAAAUCCUUGACGAUGUCAAUCAUAGCUGGACAUUUGGUGGUCCCUUCAUAACUUAUUGAAAACAUUGCUUUAAUAUGCCUGUUCGCUGGAGCAGGGUUGGAUUGCAGUCUGGAUCAUCAUUCCAUCUACUACUCCAUGGGAUUCUGAGUCCUCCAGGUAUAUACGCAUUAUUGCUACUUCUAAUUGUAUUCUAUGAAUGUACCUGGCAGAGUUUAUUAAGAAAUGGAAAACCAAAUCAUAGGUGAAAUUUCGGCCUCCUAUUCGGUAUAUUCAAUUGGGUAACCCUGCUUUAUAUACGUUAAAUCCGCUUUUAUUCUGUUGGUAAGCAGAGUAAAAUAUUUUAAAUUUGCAAUUUUUUUUCUUCUAUAAUAACUAGUUGAGCUACAUUUGAUUUAAUUUGACAUAUUCAGAUUUGCUAAAAUCUCCUUGUGGUUUCAUAGGCUACACCUUCCUGUUGGGUAUCAUGGUCGGGCAUCCUCUGUAGUGGUGUCAGGAACGCCAAUCCGAAGACCUAGGGGACAAAUUAGACCAAAUGAUGGUACAUUAAAACACGAUUUAUUUUUAUUGGAUUUGGUUUUAUUUUAACUUUAUUUUUUUAAUUUAUUUUGUUUUGUUCCUCCUCCCUCCCCUAUCUGUAUUUCAGACCAGCCCCCUAUAUUCGAGGCCAGCAAGCUCCUGGAUAUUGAAUUAGAAAUGGUGAGUUAUACCGCCUGCUGCUAGAGCCUUGUCUUGCAAAACAGGAAGGUCUGGAAGGUGCAUUCUUAAGGCAAGCAUAUAGUGUCUGCUUUAAUACAAGACAGCUUUACUUGUGAACCUCACCAUUCACCAGUCUUGCAAAUGCAGUUAACCAUAUGUACUCAUGUGGCAAUAAGCAGCAUUGAUAUGCUGGGGAUGCCCAGCUGACAUUCUUGGCUUAUCACUGCCACUCAUUACUGUGCUCGGCUCAGGGCCCUCAUUCAGUGUAAAACUGAUCAAGAAUGGUUUGACAAUGAACAGUGGAAAGGUGCCCAGGAACUCCAAACACACUAACCACUUCAAUAAGAUGAAGUGGUCAUGGUUUCUAGUGUUUCUUUAAGGCUCAGUUGGAUAAAUACUGUUGUAAUUGCGAGCCAACUUUCAGCAUCUCAGACACAAUAGCCGAAUAAGGGGGAACCCAUAAGAGAACUUUCUGCAUUAAUCAGACUAAUUUUGGUGUGAAUUAUGGAAUUGUGUUUUUCACCUAAUUUCAAUUCACUGAUACGUAUACAGGCAGAUGGGGGAGCCAGACCUGUCAAGACUAGAGCAUCCCCUUUAGACAUGUGCAAUUCGUUUCAAAUGUACAUUCGGACGAAUUUCAUGCAAUUCGGAUGCUUACGAAUGUCCGAAGUACCUAAGUUCGGUAGUUCGGAAGUGCCGAACCAAAUGACAUUGGUCUGAAUUGACAAAGUUCCGAAGUGCUUUGGAUUUGUGAAAAGUGGAAAAACGAGAGAGGGAGGGAAAAAUUACGUGAAUGAUGACAGGAAUCUUGACCAAUAAGCGAAUUCCUGGCUUUGGGAGCCCUAUAGAUGUGUUUGUGGUAUCAGUCCUGGCACUGGGAGCCCCCUGCCCAUAGUGCCAGGACUGCCACCACAACCACUUACACAUCUAUAGGGCACACAGUGCCAGGAUUGCCACCACAACCACUUACUAGACCUGUGCAAUUCGUUUCUUCCAUUCGGAUGCUUACCAAGUUCCAAAUUGCAGAAGUUCGGAAGUGCUGAACUGAACGCCAUUGGUCCUAAUUGCCGAAGCAGGCACAUUUUUAAAAAAAUAGUUUUUUGUUUUUUUUUUACUUACCCGAAUUUCCAAACCAAAUUUUAUUUCUUGCUCAUGCAUAUCCCUAAUGCCAUUGACACAACAAAGGGCAGACUGACCCAAAAAAGGAUUGUUUUAGCAUGAAUUAAUACAUGAACAAAAAUGGGGGGGGAUAAUUUCUGCUUACAAUGUCCCUUCUAACUUUUUAGAAGAGAACUGUCACCUCAACUAUGUAUUUUACUAUAACGAUCCUUUCAUAAAGUUUUGAAAGGAAAUGGUUUCUUUGUUAAAUAAAGGGUGUUUUUAUUUUAAAAAAAAAAACCUGCCAUAUACAUACACCUUAAGUCAAGCAGUGUUUGAAUUUGACCGUCCGUCUCAUGAAGUCAAAGCACUGUACAGAGAGUAAAGCAGUAAAGUCCAUAGAGACUCUAUCUAUAUAAUAUUAUUAUAGUUUUUUUAUAGUGCAUGUAUAUGGUGGAAGGAUCCUGUCCUUUUUCUUCUUUGCAGCACUGGCGUUCAGCUUCUCUACGCUGAACUGUUCCCAUAGAGUUGCAUUGAUUUAAUACAUCUGAGGUGAUGCUAAUUGGCGCAGAGUGACGUUUUGAGGCACAUGCACAAUAGCAUCAAGAUUGAUGUCCGCCACAGAGGUGGAACUAGCCGCGGUGAGACUGGGGUGGGACAAAGUGAGUAAGAUCACCUUUUCAAAGCAAGGCAAGGAGGGCUGGGAACCUAAAUAGCCAUACCAGGACUAUAGUGUCAGGAAUAUAUGUUUGUAUUCCUGACACUGUAGUGUUUCCUUUUAAGGCUUUUUUAAAUGACUUUCUAUGUAAAUAUGCCACCUUUCUAUAUUGAAUAUUGUUUUGCUUUGUCUCAAAGGCUUUCUUUGUGGGUCCUGGAAACAAUCUCGGAAAUCCCAUUCCUAUUCACAAAGCCCACGAGCACAUCUUUGGGAUGGUAUUGAUGAAUGAUUGGAGUGGUAAGAAACGUUCAUUUUGUUUAAUAUCACAUGAAUAUACUGGUUAGCAGUGAUUUAAUGCAGAUAGGGUUAUUCAGUAAAGUGAGAAUUAUCUGCAAUUCAAAAUAAAUGUCACACUUUAGGCAGAAAAGCCGAGCUGUAACAAAAAUUCUCCAAGUGAGCUAUGCUUCUGGUUCUUCUAAUUUGGCUUUAAAUUCACUUUGAAUACCGAACAAUUCUGUCUUUAGUGAAUAGCCCUAAAAGCAUUGUUUGGGUUCUGUAGCACGCCAGAUAGCUUCAAGUUUUAAAGUAAACAAAAACAAAUCUAUAUGCAAAUCCGGACACAUUAAUAAGCUGAGGUGCACUAAAUGAUGUACAGCGAACUUAUUACUCAUUAACUAAAGUGAAAAUUUAACGUUGUAAGUAGCCAAGCAACUUUGGUCUUACAUUUCACUUUGGAUUUUAACUUUAGUAAAUGAUCCUCCACCCCCCCCAUUUUGUGUAGUAAAAAAAAAAAAAAAAAAAAAAGAAAAACAUAUAAGAAUUCACAGAACUGGCAAAAGCUCAGAAUACUCUGUAGCUUGUCCUUUGGCAAAUCCCUGCUCCGUUCUCAAAGUUUUUGCUCACACUUCUGACAUUACAGAGAGAACAUAUACCAUUUGCAUAUCAGACUGAUUCACCCAUAAGGGCAAUCCAGAUCCAAAAUGACAACAACUUCCCUUUUUAUAUGUGUGAUACAGCAACCUCGAAGAUCAUCUUGGUCUACUUUGGGCCUUAUCAGCAAGGUAUAGCUGAUAUCCCUCUAAGCACAGUAAGCCAGGUGUCCAUCUCUGGAAUACCCUUUUAAAUCCCCAAUAUUAGUAUUAAACCUUGUUUGUGUGGUGUAUGGCACAACUUAUCUGAAAAUAGCAAUGUUGGCUAUCUUUCAGUUGUGCUUUUCCUCCUAAGUGUCCCGAUUUUCAGGUCCUGUCCGAGGUUCCCUGGAGUCCCCAACAAGCAGAGAGUGAGUGCAUCGUAAUUCUAGCAGAUACCCCCCCCUUUCUUGGUGGGUCUUACUCUUUAGGCAGGACCAGUGAUGCAUUCACAUCACACACGCCCCUUUUACAACCACCCACUGGUGUUGCGUUGGAAGGUAUGCAUUUUCUAGCAAAUCCAAAUGAAGAGACGACAUUGUGUAUUAUAUGGCUGUGGGCUGACAUUCCCACAUUGCUACGGAUGUUAAGAGUUCUAAGCCACAUGAGAAGGAUAGUUGCCACAGGCUUAAUGUUACUAGCCAUUACCAUGGGAUGUCUGUCAAGGUUCAGAUAUUUAUGUUCGUAACCUUUCUCUAUUCUUUUUAGCCAGAGAUAUUCAGAAAUGGGAAUAUGUUCCACUUGGGCCGUUUCUGAGUAAAAACUUUGGAACCACCAUAUCUCCCUGGAUUGUGCCAAUGGAAGCUUUGAUGCCCUUUGUCCUGCCAAAUCCAGUUCAGGUGAGAACAGUAUAUUUUGAUAAUGUAUAAAAGUCCAGUGAUACAUAUGGGAUAUCUAUAGAUAUAUUCUAUUUCCACAAUCAAGAGAAGCUAUUCAUAGCUACAGCAGUGGCGGAUCCAGGGGGGGCAACAGGGCAAAUUCUCCCCUGCCGGUUAAUGCAGGGCUGGUAUUGUCAAAGUGCCAGCCUUGCAAUGUGCCUGCGCACUGGGGAGGGAGAUCAGAGAUCAGGAGAGAGCAUCCGGGAGCUCUUGCUUGCAGCUCCUCUGGGUCCUCCUCUUGUGAGCAUUGAGCGGUUACCAUGGCAACACUCCAGAUCUUGCUAAAGUGAACUCUAGCCCUGGAGCGUGGGCUAGAGUUCAUCUGACCACCACUGAGACACCAGGGAUUCACCACAGACCACCAGGAAUCCAGAAAUGUCCCCCCUCCUCCCAGUAAAGGUAAGAAGGGAGGGGGGGGACAUAAAGUAUAUUUAUUUUAAUUAAAUUAAAAAAAAAUUGUAAAAGCCUCCUCCCCCCAUACACACGCUGCCCCCCAUACACACGCUGCCCCAUAUACACCCAUACACACUGCACACCUAUACACUGCAACCCUGACAUACACUGCCGCCCUCGCGCACACUCACUUCACCGCUCACACACACACUGCACCUUUCACACACACUUCACCCAUAACACAUACCACUGCUCCUAUGCCCUAUAUCCCAGCAGACCCCAGGUAAGUUGUCAAACUGUUCUUAAACGGUUUGACUACUUACUCUGGGAUGGGAUCAUGGCACUACGGGCACCAUAACUACUACACUGAGCUGUAGUGGUUAUUGUUCCUGGAUUAUUUAUUUAAAUAAUCUUCAAAUGCCCCUCUUGAUAUCAGGCUCUGGAUCCGCCACUGAGCUACAGACACACGUCUCCCUGGUCAGGAAGAAGCCCACCAAUCAGAAACCUCUUAUUAUGGUCUAUGGGUCUUAUUGUACAGUUCAACGGAAUUUGCUGGCGCUAUAUAAAUAAUAAUUGUGGUUUAUUACCCACUUCGGUUACAUAGAGAUUUAUGGAAUAAGUAUCCCCAGCAGCUCAAUAAACUGAUAGCAGCUGCAGUGUGGCUGCUAUCACAUUUUACUUUUGCAAAAAGUCUAUAUGCAGCAAUCGUGAUGCCAACAUAAGGAACACUCAGAGACAUGCAAAGUGUUGUGUAUUACGGCAUAUUUGCAGUGGCGGAACAGAGGUUGCGAGUGUGACCUGGCCCUUUGUGGCCUGUCACAAAGUGCCCAUGUACUGGAUGGCUGGCCACCUUUAUGGUGCCCUAAGGUGGCCCUUCAAUGGAGCAAGGCAGAGUAGGCCCCUGCUUACCCAGACAUCAGGCGCCAACUCUGUUGAAAAAUACUGAGUCCUGGAGUGGGAAUUGGAGAUGGCAGCGAGGGAGCUCUGAUUUUGCUGCUCUUCCUACACUGUUCCAUUCAAUGAUGCUGGGAGCCGGAAUAUGACGUCACUCCGGCACCUUCUUUACUACAGGGCACUCAAGGGAGCAGUGCUGGAAGAUCAUAAAGAUUACAGUAACCCCACUAGUCCCUAGAGAGAGAAUCUACACCUGCUCUCCCAAUGGUAGAGAUGCUGGGUAGACUUAAUUUUUAUAUAUAUAUAUGAAAAAUAAAACAAGAUAGCACUCCCAGGACUUAUUCAAUCAAAAAAAAUAUAAAACUUAACUUUUAAUCAAUAUCCAAAAAACAGAUCGACGUUUUUUGAUGAAAGUCUGUGGUUAACAGACUGAAACGUCGAUCUGUUUUUUGGAUAUUGAUUAAAAGUUAAGUUUUAUAUUUUUUUUGAUUGAAUAAGUCCUGGGAGUGCUAUCUUGUUUUAUUUUUCUGUGUUUUGCUGGACAAGCACCGGGCAAGUAGAACUUUGAAAGUGGAGUGCACUUUUUUUUUUUUUUAAAUUUUUGUCUGUGAAAGUCUCUCAGUGAGAAUGUGAGUGUUGGUUAAACAAUGAGUGUGUGUAUGUGUUAGUAAAAGUGUAUGUACGUAAAUUUUUUUAAAUAAUUACAUACAAUAUAAAAAAACUUCAAUUAAUGUGAUUUGUGUGUGUGUGUGUGUGUAUACAAGCAAUAUAUACACACUUGCAUGUAUUUUUAAAUGUGUAUUGUAUUAUUAAAGAUCAUAACAUUCCAACUUUACAUUGUGCUAGCAAAGGUAUAGAUUUUAAUUUAAAGCUCUUUAAAAGUAAACAAAAACAAAUCUAUAUGCCUAUCCGGACACCUUAGUAAGCUGAGGUGCACUAAAUGAUGUACAGCAAACAGUCAAUGAAAUCCUCAUCAUUAGACCUAGAUUGAGUGACAGGCCGGUCCUCUUGCUCCCUGUCACUGUAUUACUCCCCCAACAAGAGUUUGGGAUGCACUGACAGUGUGCUGGCAUUGAAGCCAGUAUGUUAGUGUCAGUAUGGGGGAUUGCCAUGCUUAGUGUGGAGUGAUUGGCACUGUUUGGGGUCACUUCCUUCACACGCAGCCAAACCCAGCAUACAAUCAUAUUCAGCCAGCCACGCAAUCCCACUCUGCCAACGUCACACAUGCAUAUCACACUCGGUCACACACUGCUACUACACACAUUAAACUCUUUAGGGGAGCAACAAGGGUCGAGAUGGGGCAGUUUUUUUUAAUUCUUGCUCUGGGGUUCUGUGAUUCCUAGUUCCCUGAAUAUUUGGCUGUUAUUUGGAAACAUUGUGUCUCUCUGCACAGAUUGCUGUAAGGGGCCACUACUUAUUGAAUUAGAUGGUGAGCAUUUCAGUUGCAUAUAUCUUUAAAUUGGAUAGUUUGGCCUGUUGGGGAGACAGAUUAAAGCAACAUUUAAUUGUUGGGGGGAAAUAAAACUGACUGUGCAUGUGAUUGCAGCUUUUAAAAGCUUCUAAAUGAGCUGUAAAUCAGCUCCUUAAGAAUGGGGGGGCUGGGGAGGGAUGAGACCGGCGCACACACUGGCCAAGCACCCCUGUUGCUUCUGUUAGCUUUGUGGACCUAUUGGAUGAAGAAGAAAAUCUCAUUGGAUGUCUAAGUGACCGCAAGUGAGGUGUUUCAUCCACCGGUUAUAAAAAUGCCAAGCUGAACUGCUUUUAUAUGUGAGGAGUGAGCCUUUUAAAAAUGUAGAGUUCCAUUUACAAACUGAUACAAUUUUUGAUAAAAUACUACCUAAUCGGUGUUUAUGCAAAAUCGUUAGAAAUAAGUUUUUCCAACAUUUAAGUCAAUAAUAAUAACAAUGGAACAUCUUUUUGUAUGUCACACUUCUAAAAAUGCUGAGACUGCAGGAAUGUCUAUCAAGAUCUAUUAAACCAGUAAACUAGUAUAAAGAGGUAAUUAUAGGCUUAAGAGCAUCAUAGAUUAUUUUUAAGCUGGCUAACUUCAAAAUAAUGUGUUAAUAAACUGCUCCUGUUUUAUAGUUUGUGAGGUAGGUCAUUCAGAGAAUGCAUCAAACUGCAUUUUCAAUACUUCAUUCAUUGCAAUGUUAAAGGAGUACGAUCUUGUAUCAAUAGUGAUUUUAAGUUGUCCCAUUUGGCAUAUAAAGGGUUAAAACCCAUUUCUUACUUUUUUUUUUCUUUUUUUUCCAUCAUUGAGGAUUUUCCCAGCGCUGCUUAGUUCUGUUUGUAGAGCGCUGCCACCUCCAUGAUGAUCCAAUCCAAUGCUCCUCAUAGAUAAGUAUUGGGGACCUAAUGUGCAAUGCUUUCCUAUGGGCAGCGGUGUAUUUAGUGUGAGGCUGACAAGGCAUUUGCCUAGGGCAGCACUUUUAGGGGGUGGCAAAAAAAGCCACCCCCCCAGAAUGCCCUGGCAAAUGCCUUGACAGCAUCUUGUCCUGGGGGGCUCAGGAGAUGGCUGGGUGGCCACCACUGGGCCCCCCCCCGAGGCUGGCAUGGGCUGAUGCGGGCGGUGAGAGAGCACUCUGAGCUCUUCCCUGUGCAUCGCAGUGAUGCCGGAGCCGGAAUAUGACGUCACUUUGGCUCCGGCAUUACUAAGAGGCGCGCAAGGGAGCUGAACAGGAGGAUCACUGCUCCCUCGCCGCCUCCAAUAUGAGCCUGUCCACCUGCCAGCCCACCAAAAGGUAAGCAAAUAAAAAAUUGUGAGUGUGUUAGUGUGUGUCAGUGAGACUGUGUGUCUGUUGGUGAGUGUCAGUGUGUCUGUUGGUGAGUGUGUUUGUCUGUGUCUGGCGUGUUUGUUUCUGUUAGUAAAUAUGCGUGUCUGCCACUGAGAGUGUGUAUCUGUCAGUCAAUGUUUGUCUGUUAGUGAAUGUGUGUCUCUGACACGGAGUGCAUAUGUGUGUUUGUCUGACAGUGAGUGUGUAUCUGUCAGUGAAUGCGUGUCAGUUGUUGUCUGUCGGUAAUGGGAGUGAGAGUGUGUGUUGGUUAAACAGUGUGUGUGUGACAAUGACUGCGUAUUUGUCAGUAAGUGUAUGUCAGUGUAUGCAUCAGUGAAGGUGUGUUCUGUUAGGCAAAGAGUGUGUUGGUUUUUAACAGGAAGUGAAAUUUAGAGGAGGGGGUGCCUGAGUUUUGUCAUGCAGAGGGCAGCACAAAAUCAGAAUACACCACUGCCUAUAGGGCGUACUGAUCACUACUGAGGGUGGACGUAACCCUGCAUUGCAAACAUUAGAGUAUCUCAAAAACUAAAAGGACAGGGACACUGCACUCUGACCACUUCAUUGAGAUAAGGUGUUAUAAGUGAUUAGUGUUCCUUUAAUUCAUGGGUUUUAUUUAUGGUAUCUUUCAUAGGUAGAUAAUCUUAGUAUCAUUAUUUUGUAGAAUCUGCCUGUUUACUUGUGGUGGAACACCAAAGAAUAUUAUAAAGAAUCUCCUUUACAUCCUGAACAGUGAUUUUUAUUUCAGAUAGACAUAAACAUGUCAAAAUAUACAAUAGACGGGUCUAGUAUAACCUCGCUGGGAUUACAGUUAAAAAAAAGAAGGGAAAAAAAAAUUACCACCAUGUGGUACGCCUCAAGAACACAGCAGCCAUGUUAGUUUACUAAAAAGUACAUCAAUAAAAUUCUAGAACGGUCUUCUGGAUAACAAAGAUGAAGACUAAUUUGAUUUAGAGUGAUAGAAAGAGGAACAUCUGGAGUAAAAUUUAACUUACUGGGGACUGUAGGGAUAAAAUACCAGAAGAUAGCUGAAGUGGAGACCUGACAACACAAGGAAGGCACAUAUGAAAUAAUUCACUAAAGUGAAAAUUGUCAGGAAUUCAAAGUUAAUUUCAAACCAAACUGGAUUUUAAUCUUUACUUUGCCGUAAAUUUUACAUUUUACUUUGAAUUCCUAACAAUUCUCAGGACAGUAGUUAGAGCUCCCAUUUGCACUCAACAAAGUGUUUUAUAAGAAAGGUAUUGGCUUGUGUGAGGAUAUACUUUGCUUUGGCACUAUUUACAAAAUAGUUUUUCAUGAAAAAACCCAACUUGUAAUGUACUGAAAACUAAAUUGCAAUCCAGGUUUAAACAGCAGAGUUGUAACUAUAUAGAGGAGUUGGACUUUAUUUUUUAUUUUUGUUUUUUUAUUUUUUUUAACCAUAAAUUCUUACCUAUGCUCUACAAUUUGGUAUUUAGUUCCUUCCAAUUCAUUGCUUGGCGAAUAAACCUCAAACUGUUCAAUUUAUGCUUCUAUCUUAGUUUGCUGAUCAAUUCUAAUCCAUCUAGUUAAUUUUGAUUGAUAUUGCACUCUACCCUUAAUUAAAUAUCUGCUCCACCAGCUAGAGAGCAAUUUAUACAGCAUAUGUCAGUGUUUGAUUGCAGAUCCUGAUCACUUUUCUGUUAAUCUGUUGCUAAUGAUGAAUGUGAAUGUUACUGCUGUGAGUGUAAAUUGACUUUGUGGGUCAAUGAGUUACAAAAUGUAAGGCAAGUGGCUGUUUUAAAAAAAAAAAAAAAAAAUGUUUUCUCCCUAAUAAGUAAUCCACAAUUGAUAUCCAGUUUCAUUGAAACUGCUGGAGGCGGUUUCAUGAUUAAGAAAACAAUCUGUUGUGAUAAAUGUCUUGCUGUCUUUCAGAGAAGCCAGUGUUUUUUUUUUGUUUUUAAACUUUGUUUUAGGAAUCCCUUGUAAUUCUGGGAAAACGGCAUGUACUUUGAGUUAUCCAUCCCUUUCUCCCCCUAGUGGGCAAUGUGUGUAAAAUUGAUGGCUAUCCUAUUAUUUUCAGUCUUGUCAUAGCAAAAAUGAAAAGCCAUGUAUCGCCAGCAUGAACCAUAAUACGACCCUAGGGCCCAGAGGUUAGACAGUGGAUGUGGAAUCCUGAGCAUGCUUGGCCCUACUAACCAUCCUUAUGAGAAGGUAACCUGCCUAGCAGUGUUAUUUUUGUUGACUAACAAUUUUAGCUGACCACAUUUUUUUGGAGAAACUAUUCAGAUGACUAAAAUACGACUAAAACUGAAACCAAAGACUAUGCGUAAAACUACAUUGAAAUUUGCCGCAAAAAUUAACACUGCACAGAGGGGCUGUGGAACAGGCAAAAGAGACUUUAACUAAAAAGACUUUAACUAAACCCAUUAGAUUUUAGUCAUGUCAACUAAAAUCUACUGGAGAUUUAUUAGACUAAAACAAUUCAGAUGACUAAAAUAUAACUAAAAUUAAAAUAGCUUUUGAGUCAAAAGACAACGAAAUCUGAAAUUUGCUGUCAAAAUUAACACUGCUGUCUAGAGACCUCACAACUUUGGCACACAAAGUUUAACAAAGCAAUUCAAUGAUACGUCUGAUACAAGCUCAACUAUGCCAACCUCUGUUCCCCCGAGCACUACAGACAUCAAAAAUAUAAAAGUAAUAUACUUCAUAAACAAUAUUUACUACCGAUAUUUAAAAAUACCCUUCAUUUGUUUUAUUUAGAGGCUCCUUCUGUAUCUCUCAAUAAAUCUUCUAUAACAGAAAGGAACUAAAGACUACAAAAAUCACAACAAAGAGAACAUGGUCAUCAGGUGUAUGGAAUCAGUAAAUUAAGGACUUCGUGUGGAUAGCACAUUCACAAAAGCAGGAUAAAAAAAUAAAUCAAAUCCUUCUUGAUUAUGGAUAACUUUUUCAGACUUAUUCAGACCGAAACAUACAAACAUAGGGUUAAAAUCACAAGUGGUAUGGAGCGCUAAACAUUCUUGCUUUCCCCUCUUUACCCUCCAUGUCUUGUGUUGUUUAAGGGACUUGAACUUUGUGAAAGCCAGGAAGCUCUCUGGUAGAGUCUAGAGAGCCACCAGGGGCAGUCUUAACCCUGCAAUGUAAACCUUGCAGUUUCACUAAAACUGCAAUGUUUCCUGCUGCAUGGUUAAGGGGACAGGGGCAAACAUCAUUUCAUAAGAUGACAUGGUCUUGGUGCAUAUUUAGUCUCUUUAAGGGAUCAUGCUCCAGUUGCAAUGAAUUCCCAACCAAUGAGGGCCAAGCUCACUUGUAUCAAAAGCCUUUUUUGUAACUUUUUAAAAGGAAUUUUAUAGUGGUAGUGGUGGAGGUAAGUGGGUUCUUAUUUCCCUCCGAUAUGUUAAGACACAGGUUACAUUUGGUAAAAAAAAAUACUACAUAAUAUAAAAGUAUAUAGUAUAUUCCAAAUUUGAGGUGCUCCUUAACCAUACCGAAUUUGUCUAAUUUACUGACGUAUAGUUUGUUGUUAAUUUUGGUUUGUAGGACCCUGUACCAUUGCCUUACCUCCGGGAUGAAAGUGAUUACACCUUCAAUAUAAACCUUGAUGUAAGCAUCCAAGGUAAAUUCAAAGCCUGAAUGGUCUGCUAGUAACCAGCAAUCUUGCAUUAUGGAAACGGCAUGUUGGCUUUCACACCUCCAAAGGGUUCAAUGCACAGUACCAAAGUGUUUUAGUUACCACAAUGAUAAUUGGUAAAAUUAUUUUUCUCCCAGUUCUACUGGGCUAUCCUGUUUGACUUUGGACAGGACUCCGUUCUGUCUCUGGUUCUGGUUUCAAUGUGAUUGCACUGGAAAUCUAGCUAGUUCACUGCUAGAAGUAUCCCAGGUGCUGAAAGUCCAAACACAUUAGCCCUCUUCAUUCUAGUGAGUACUAAAGAUGCAUGACUGUGUGUGUAAAAAUUCACUUCAACACAAUAAUGUAGAAAUAACUUUUUUUAAAUUAAAAACCAAACCAAAAAAAACCCACAAGAUUUUGUGAGUAAGCAAGAUAGCAUUUAAAUGCAUCACAAUACAACUGAACAUCCACACUCCAACCAUCAAUUGACAUGCACUCAGUCAUAUUUUCCAAUGAGGCCCUGGCAAUGAUUGCAUCAAAAGCAUAUUCAAAGUGUCACACAGAUUUUUUUACAAGGGAUGUGCUAGUACCAACAGCCCUGUAUAUGGUUUCUGUAUACAAGCUUGGCAUGUACAGCGUGUCAGAUGUGUCCAUUCCGAGUGUCUGCAUGUGAUUCGAUGCCUACAAAUGCAUGUUUUCAUGUGUUUCCUAGUGUUUUUUGUUUUUUUUUUAUCUACAUGAUGCAUCUACUGACUUUUAUUUUCUAUUUCUGAGCAGGAGAUGGAAUGAAAGAGUCCGUUUCCAUAUGCAAAUCAAAUUUCAAGGUAUGUUUUUAACAUGUGUACCUUGUAAACUUUUUUUUUUUUUUCAGGUUUUGAAAGAAGCUAGAGUACCAGUUUGAAAAAAAACACUAACAACAUCCUAAUACACUUUAAUAAAUAUUCAGAUUUGCAAAUGUUCGCCAUAAACACUUUUUAUUACUAAUAAUAUUUUAUACUAGUGAUGAAUAUUUUAUUGAGAAUAAUCAAUUUCAUCACUAUGUCUUCUGUAUUAAUUUGUAACUUAAUGGGGCACAUAUUUGUAGUUAAGAUUACAAAUUAAGUUACCAUGCAUCCAUUACCUUCUCCCAUCUGUACUGGUCCUAUUCCUGUUCAUGGUUGCUGGUUUUGAGACAUUGCUCUUGAAGUUUGCUUUUGUGUGUUAUAACUGUUUUUUUGUUUUGUUCUUCUUCUUUUUUUUUCUUUAAUUUGGGCAAGAAGUGUGUUGUGUUCCAUGCCAACAACUUUGAUGUUUUAUUGUUCUCAUCCACUAACCACGUUUUAACUUGUAUUAGUAUGUGAGUGUGUACAGAUAGAUUUCUAUAUGUGUUAACACUCGUAUAUAGAGAAUAGUACUUCCCAACAUGUAUGUUUGUUUGAUCAAGAAGUUCAUGCUACGGUUACAGACUCGUUUUUCUAGUUGCGUUACUUGUAUAAUGUGUAUAUAACCUCCCCCCCGAACCCCAGUUUCUGUACUCUCUUUUCCCCUACAUAAUGUGUAACUGUGGUCAUGUUUGUUCUCUUGCAGUACAUGUACUGGACCAUGAAACAGCAACUAACUCAUCAUACCGUUACUGGCUGCAAUGUCCGGCCUGGAGAUCUCUUGGCAUCUGGAACCAUAAGUGGACCUGUAAGCAUGAGCAACUGUUCAUGAACUUCCAUCACCCGUUAAGAAAUGAUCAAGAUGAUCCAACAUAGCCUCACACUAAUAUGUUUAUAUACUAAAAUAAUAUUAGAUGCCUAGAGACCCAGCACCUUGUGUAGCAGUCUUUCUGUCUCCGUGUCUUAAUCUAUCUAAUCUAUUUACUGAAUAUUUAGUACAGAUUUUGGAAGAACUUGUGUCUGUGCACUGACAGCCAAAAACCAUACUAUAAAGAAGAAUUCUUCUAUGUUGUCAUCGUUAAGUUAGGCAUUUGGCAGACAUUCUUUUAGUAACUAUUCUAGAAGGAAGCUCCACAGCAAUAAUACUCCCAGUAAGGUGUCUUUAGUAAUGUGUUUGAUCUUGUUCUAAUUUACAGGUUAAUGUAUGAUAUUUACACAGACUGAUUUCAAAUUACGUCAAUCUUUAUUGACGCGUAGCCUAACAUUUCUCAGAACAGCCCAGGCCACACCCCCAUUCCCUCUCCUAGAAUGAAAGUGUUCGUCUUUGUUCAUUUGAAAUGAUGGUAUGGUUUUGGAAAGGGUUCAAUGGACACUGCAGAUACCCAGACCUCUUCAGGUCAUUGAAGGGGUCUGGGUGCAGUGUCCAAGUCCCCUCAACCAUGCAUCUUAAAACAUUGCAGUUUUAGUGAAACUGCAAUGUUUUCAUUGCAGGGUUAAGACUGCCUCUGGUGGCUCUCUACGGAGUUUGCUGCUUUGCAUGUGGCUAUCCAGCGUCUUCUAAAUCCCCUUAGAAAAGCAUUGAUUUAAUGCUUUCCUAUGUGGAAGGCCUAAUUAUUCCUCUGAGGCAGAAAGACACUUUGGAUUCUGAACACUAUAGUGCUCUUUUAAAUGAAGUGUUAGGGGAAAUGCGUAGUAAAUAUGUAAUGUGUAACAUGCAGACAGCAUCAUAAAGUUUAAUUUGACUUGCUAUAGCCACCUGCUGCAGAUGAAAUAGAACUAUAGAAAAUUAGCAUACGAAGAAAAAAUAAUAUAUAUAUUUUUUUUUUAAAUCACACUAAUUAGAAACUAUGAAAUCACCUCCUUCUGGUGGAAGGCUAGCAUUAAGGCAUAAAAUACUGGGUUGUCAUUUGGGGGGGAAAAACUCCUAUCCAGAAACUGGGUUGCCAAGAUAACCCAACUACUAAAGCGACGCACUAUAGGGUUCUCCACAAACUAACAUAUCCAUUUCCUAUGAAAGCCUGAUUAAAAUGCAGAUAUAAAUAGAUCGGUUUUCUCUUAGUGCACAGGUGAAUGUAAUGUGCUGCAAACUCCUAUGAAGGUGAUCACAAGCAUUGAACGGAUUCUCAAUAGCACUUCCUAGAUCUCACUCUAUGUAUUUCUGGCAGGAUCCAGGGAGUUUUGGCUCCAUGCUGGAGCUGUCUUGGAGAGGAUCCAAACCAAUUGACCUUGGAAAUGGUCAUACAAGGACUUUCUUGAAAGAUGGAGACACAGUGGUUAUAACAGGUACAGCUGUGUUUGGUGACUGUUGGAUAACAUAUAAGAGCAUGCAUAAGCUAGUGUAACAGCAAAAUGUCUUAAAUAUGACACUUUUUAUUGCGUAUGUCUCAUAAUCUUAAAAAAACAACAAUCUCUGGGCCUCAUAGAACAUUUAACAUACUUGUGCCAUCUCAACAGGUUACUGCCAAGGAAAAGAUUAUCGUAUUGGAUUUGGACAGUGUUCUGGAACUAUUCAGCCUGUUCUGUAGAAGACCAAGUUUGAGCAAAGAUGAGCCGCUCAAAGCAUUUUUGGAGUACUGAGUAACAAGCAUAAACUGUUAAGAUCUUGCUGGUGUUUUCAACGUAGUAAGUUCUCAGCUCUCCUCAUUGAGUGCCUUUUUGUAUGGACACGUGAUAUUGGCAUACCAUGAUUAAUGACUGACGAGGGGAAACUGUUUUUUAAUUGCCAUACCUAUGUGUCCUGAUGAAAAUAAAUACCAAAAAAAACUAGACUGUU